This is a messenger RNA of Solea solea (common sole), 1926 nucleotides long. RefSeq names its product abhydrolase domain containing 17A, depalmitoylase a (gene abhd17aa). Gene Ontology annotation, molecular function: palmitoyl-(protein) hydrolase activity. Bases 288 to 1358 code for a protein of 356 amino acids. Lineage: Eukaryota; Metazoa; Chordata; Actinopteri; Pleuronectiformes; Soleidae. Gene Ontology annotation, cellular component: plasma membrane; endosome membrane. The record is from RefSeq and is a predicted model, not a curated record. Gene Ontology annotation, biological process: protein depalmitoylation. The transcript has 6 exons.
CAGUAGUAAAAAAAAGGAAAACUGGUUGCCAUGAAUUUCGGCUAGUUAGCCACCGACAGCUGUCAACACAUAUGAAGAAAACCAUCCAUGUCAAGCCACAAGAAGGACUUUCGAACACUUGUGCUGCUUCUUUGUAUAUAUAGUGGCACAUCCGCCUGCCUGCCGACCUACUGUGAAUCGCUCCAGCUGGCUCAGUGACUACAUUAGAAGACCUUGGCACCACCGUGUGCCAGCUCAUUUCAAGACCCAGGGAUUUUUGAUUCCAGGUAUCUUUCUGAUUCCAGAAGAUGAACGGUCUGUCCAUACGAGAGCUAUGCUGCCUGUUCUGCUGCCCCCCUUGCCCCAGUCGCAUUGCAGCCAAGCUGGCUUUCCUCCCUCCAGAGCCCACUUAUGCCCUUCUUCCUGACCCAGAUCCAGUUACUGGAGCAGGAACUACCUCUGGGCCCGGCUCUGGAGCUGCCGUGCCAUCUCUCGGAGCUCCAGGACUGCGUUCCCGGCUGGGUGCUGGUAGCGGAAGUGACAGAGGGGGUGGAGGAGGUGGAGGAGGAGGUGGCGGCAGCAUCAGCAGCAGCACCACCAGUAGUGGUGGUGGAGCAGGUGGUAGUGCGAGUGAAGGCAAGUGGAAGUUGCAUCUCAGUGAGAGAGCAGAGUUCCAGUAUUCACAGAGAGAGCUGGAUGUGACAGAUGUGUUCCUGACUAGGUCCAGCCGAGGGAACAGGGUUGGAUGUAUGUACAUUCGCUGUGCUCCCAAUGCUAGGUUUACAGUGCUGUUUUCCCAUGGUAACGCAGUGGACCUAGGCCAGAUGAGCAGCUUCUAUAUUGGCUUAGGCACGCGCAUCAACUGCAACAUUUUCUCCUAUGAUUACUCAGGCUACGGUGUUAGCACUGGCAAGCCCUCUGAGAAGAACCUUUAUGCUGACAUCGAUGCUGCCUGGCAUGCCCUGCGCUCUAGGUAUGGCAUCAGCCCUGAGAAUAUAAUCCUGUAUGGACAGAGCAUUGGCACAGUGCCCACUGUAGACUUGGCGUCACGUUUUGAAUGUGCUGCUGUGGUCCUCCACUCUCCUCUCACGUCUGGUAUGAGAGUGGCAUUCCCCGACACCAAGAAAACAUACUGUUUUGAUGCCUUCCCUAACAUCGAGAAGGUGUCAAAGAUCCCGUCUCCAGUUCUCAUCAUCCACGGUACAGAGGACGAGGUGAUCGACUUCUCUCACGGCCUCGCUCUGUUCGAGCGCUGCCCCAAGGCCGUGGAGCCUCUCUGGGUGGAGGGAGCUGGUCACAACGACAUUGAGCUUUACAGUCAGUACCUGGAGAGGCUACGGCGCUUCAUCAACCAGGACCUCGCUGCACAGCAUGCCUGAGAAAUAAACAACAGCCUCACUGCAUUUGUAUGAAUGAGGCGUGUGUGUCUGUAAGUGUGUCUGACGAAGUUAAGUGAGACAGAAGUAUAUCAUCAUGUAGAUCUAAAAAAAAAAAAAGGACAUUAUUUUGUUUUUUUAUUUUUGCCACAUCUGUGUGUCUUUGAAGCAGCACACCUGAAGGUUAAUUUAACACAACCUCUCUUUCGUUUCUCAUUUUAAAGAUGAGAGCAUUUUUUAAGCUAUGAUCAGGCGUAUUUAUCUGUUUGGUGGAAAUGCUCCAAAACAAACAAAAAAAAAAUUACGAAUACAAUUUUUAACAUGGGAAGUAUUAUGGGUUGCAGCUUUAAAAUGUGUUAACUUGCACAAGUUAAGAAAGAAGAACAAUGUGCUUUGUCCAAAAAGGCUCACAGAUGUAAUUUUAAGUGUGACAUGUUAGUGAAUGUAUGAUUGAUGGAUGGAUGUCUAUUUAGUGUUUAUUCAUAUCUCUAUGGACCUCUUACUAAUGCGGACAUGAACUUGUGUAAGCUUGGAGCAGUGCUAAAAGAAAUGAACAUCCUGAUGACUUGGA